Aedes aegypti (yellow fever mosquito) is the source of this 2414-nucleotide messenger RNA. Its product is annotated as DNA ligase 1-like. The record is from RefSeq and is a predicted model, not a curated record. Gene Ontology annotation, molecular function: DNA binding. The coding region runs from base 1098 to 2264 and encodes 388 amino acids. Gene Ontology annotation, cellular component: nucleus. The transcript has 2 exons. Lineage: Eukaryota; Metazoa; Arthropoda; Insecta; Diptera; Culicidae.
UCCCGUUGUUCCAUUAUGGGCACAGAAAAUCAACCGUGUUCCCUUAGUGGUUGCAUACCAGUGUUUACCAGUGACAUCUCUACUGAAAAAAGUAAACAAAGUUUUUUUCUCUUGAUUUUAUGUAAAAUAACGGAAUGGAUUCUACCACGAAAACGACACCCAACUACGAUGAAGCGGCGAUUUCCCGCUGCAUGGAAUUGGUGACCACCAAGCAAAUGACUUUAUAUGCAGCCUGCAAAACUUACGGCAUUCCUCAAUCCACCGUUCGUUACCGGCUGAGCAGCAAAUGGACCACCAAAGUCAGGAAAGGACCACAAACUGUGCUCACUGAAGUAGAGGAGCAAAAACUUGUGCAAUACCUAGUUGCUAUGGAGAAGAAAGGCUUUCCCGUGGUCAAAGAUUUGCUGCUCUACAAAGUGAAAACAUUCUUCGACUCAAGUUCUCGGUCUAAUCCGUUCACGGACAAUGUUCCAGGUAAGUCUUUGAUCUCUUGAACACUGUAAUGUUAAAUUAAUUUGACUAUUGAUUGUAGGACGAAAGUGGAUGAAGGGAUUUCUUCGUCGACACCGUGAAAUCACGUUCCGUACACCAGAAACCGUUUCUUCCGCCAGCGCCAAGGUGAAGGAAGCUGAUAUUAGAGGGUGGUUUGCUAACCUCAAAUCCUACUUGGAAGAGAAUUGCCUGAUGGCAGCAGCACUGGAUCCGACCCGAAUCUACAACGGUGACGAAACGUCCUUCUUCCUACACCCGCAAACAAAAACCGUGCUUGCAAGCCGCGGUAGUAAAAAUGUGUACGAGAUCGAGCACGCUGACGGUCACAAGAACAUAACCGUAAUGUUUACGUUCGGAGCAGAUGGAUCUGUUGUGUCUCCAGGAGUUGUUCUUCCAAUGCAACGCUUAUCGGUGGAAAUUUUGCGCUCUUUUCCGGGUGAUUGGGGCGUCGGGAAGAGCCCAAAAGGAUGGAUGGAUACUACCAACUUCAUGUUGUACAUCCGAAAUGUAUUCUAUCCUCAUCUCCAGAAGAAAAAGGUUCGUUUCCCGGUACUCUAUUUCGUCGACGGUCAUUCCUCCCACACUGCCGCAGAGGUGGCUGAUUUAUGUUUGGAUUUGGGUAUCGUGUUAAUCGCAUUGUACCCAUUGUCGCCAUAUUCAAACCACUCAAGUCAGCUUGGAAAAGCGCUGUUGCGGACUGGCGGAUGGAGUACGGAGGUCAGAAUCUUUUAUUGAAGGAUUUUCCUGGAGUUCUGCAGAAAGCGAUGGAUGGUGGAAUCAAAAAACACAGUAUCACGAAUGGAUUCAGAGUUUGUGGCCUCUAUCCUUUCGGAGCCGACUACGUGGACUAUGGGAAGUGCAUCGCCAAAUCAGUGACACAACGUGGUGUCGAUCCUACCUCGGAUUGCAGUGCAUCAGAUAACGGCGAAGAAUUUGGGAACGAGCAAGCUGCAUCUGAAACGGUUGACAUAUUGCCGGAAUUGAAUCUACAGUUUGAUGCGCAGAGCAUUGUUCUGGAAGACUCUGUGAUUAUUCCUACGGCAACGGUUCAUGCUGCAAUUGAUUGCAUUGGCAGAGAUCGCAUAAAUGGAUUUGGAGAUGAUUCUAACUCUUCGGAAGAGGGAGAAAUCAUCCGGACGAUUUAUGAAAUGCUGCUGAAGCCGUUCGAUUCACAGAACACAGAAGCCGAAUGUGGAUUGCAGGAGACAUCAUUUCUGAAUACUUCCACAGCUGAAGAAGAUUCUGCAUUUGUCGAGAACGUGGAAGAGGGCUCCUUUGAAAGCGACCCACCUCACAAUCCACGAGUGCUGCAGGAUUGCAAUGGCGAUAACUUUGCUGGUCGUAAAAUGAGCAUCUCGGAAUUGCUACAGACCCCGCCAACUCCACAAAGGAGCAGCAGUCAUAGAAAUUAUAAAAGAAAAUUUCAUCCGGUUCUGACAGCAUCAGAACGACUGGAAGAAAUACGUCGUCUUGAAGAAGAGAAGGAGAACGAAGUAGUGAGAAAGAAGGCUAAAGCAGAAGAAAGAGAACUAGCGAAAAUUGAGGCUGAAAAGGUAAAGCAAGAGAAAGCAAAAGCUCGGAAGCAAAAACAAGCGGAAACCGAAAUGAGAAAAAUCGAGAGAGCAGAACUUCGAAAGCGAAAGCAGGAAGAAACUGAGCAGCGAAAGAAAAAGAAGGAGAAAGAUAAGCUGAGUAAAGUAGCGAAAGAUAAUCAACAGAAGCAACUGAAGAUGGAGCUACUGGAGGCUUUGAAACUGCAGCAGCAAAGUUAAGCUGGUAUUCAUGGGUUUUAUUUUUUUUUGUUCCUGAAUUAGAUUUUUCGUUCAUUUGUCAUCACCGAAAUAUGAAAUCAGAUUGAUUUGUUUCCUCAUAACAUUGAACAAUAUUUCAAAUAGAAAUAAAGUUAUCGAUUAGAACUAUGA